UGGUCUUGUGGUGGGCGUGAGUUGUUCUGUUUUACGUCUGUACCUGUCUAUGGCGUUCCUGAUUUGUCAUAUUUCUUACGGUUCCGCGUUCCCUUCCCCUACGCCGCCGGCUCCUGCUAUCUCUUGUACACAGUCGGACCCUUCCUCUCGGCCUUCUUAUGGCCAUGUCCCUUUCCCUACAGACCCACAUGAGGUUUGUUGUUGGGACCAAUUGUACUUUGUACCACUAAAUCUACAGCCAAACCAAAGGAAAGAGAAGGCUUCACCAGUAACAUAAACUCUAUAAGUUUCACAGAGAGGAGAGAUGGUCCUGAAGGGGUUAAUAUGGCCGGUAUAUGUUCCCGGAUGUGACCGGCUGGACUACACUUCCCGGCGUGCUGUGCGCUCACAGGAAGUGGAUGUGACGCUUCCGGCCAAUGAUCGUGCAGCUUGUUGCGGUGUUAGGAGCGGAGUGACAAUACAGCAAGAUGGUUCUGGAGAGCACUAUGGUCUGUGUGGAUAACAGUGAGUUUAUGAGGAAUGGCGACUUCCUUCCCACGCGGCUCCAGGCCCAGCAGGACGCGGUGAACAUCGUCUGUCAUUCCAAGACCCGCAGUAACCCCGAGAACAAUGUGGGGCUCAUCACUCUGGCCCAAGACUGCGAGGUCCUCACCACCCUCACCCCGGACACGGGCCGGAUCCUCUCUAAGCUUCACUCCGUACAGCCGGUUGGUAAGAUCAGCUUCUGUACCGGAAUCCGCAUCGCACACUUGGCUCUGAAGCAUCGUCAGGGGAAGAACCAUAAGAUGAGGAUCAUCGCCUUUGUGGGCAGCCCGGUGGAGGACAAUGAGAAAGACGUAAGUGACUAUCUCUGUGUGAAGAUGGCGAAGCGGCUAAAGAAGGAGAAGGUCAGCGUAGACAUCAUCAACUUUGGGGAGGAGGAAUCCAAUACAGAGAAGCUGACGGCGUUUAUAAACACACUGAAUGGGAAGGAUGGCACAGGGUCUCAUCUGGUCACUGUCCCCCCAGGGCCCAGCCUGGCAGACGCCCUUAUUAGCUCCCCCAUCCUGGCUGGAGAAGGAGGCGCCAUGCUUGGACUGGGCCCCAGUGACUUUGAGUUUGGUGUGGAUCCCAGUGCUGACCCGGAGUUGGCUCUGGCCCUGCGUGUGUCCAUGGAGGAACAGAGACAGCGGCAGGAAGAGGAGGCCAGGAGGGCCGCUGCUGCAUCUGCCGCUGAGGCCGGGAUUACCUCCACAGCUGGAGAUGAUUCAGAUGAGGCUCUGCUCAAGAUGACCAUCGGGCAGCAAGAAGGAGGCCGCAGCGGACUGCCAGACUUCAGCAGCAUGACGGAGGACGAGCAGAUCGCAUACGCCAUGCAGAUGUCCUUACAGGGGGCCG
This is a messenger RNA of Hyla sarda, 1377 nucleotides long. RefSeq names its product proteasome 26S subunit ubiquitin receptor, non-ATPase 4 (gene PSMD4). The record is from RefSeq and is a predicted model, not a curated record. Gene Ontology annotation, cellular component: nucleus; cytosol; proteasome regulatory particle, base subcomplex. Gene Ontology annotation, biological process: proteasome-mediated ubiquitin-dependent protein catabolic process. NCBI's taxonomy places the organism in Eukaryota, Metazoa, Chordata, Amphibia, Anura, Hylidae. Gene Ontology annotation, molecular function: polyubiquitin modification-dependent protein binding.